Messenger RNA from Aspergillus uvarum CBS 121591, 1218 nucleotides. Its product is annotated as SDR family NAD(P)-dependent oxidoreductase. The record is from RefSeq and is a predicted model, not a curated record. The coding region runs from base 25 to 840 and encodes 271 amino acids. Gene Ontology annotation, molecular function: oxidoreductase activity, acting on the CH-OH group of donors, NAD or NADP as acceptor. NCBI's taxonomy places the organism in Eukaryota, Fungi, Ascomycota, Eurotiomycetes, Eurotiales, Aspergillaceae. The transcript has a single exon.
CCCCUCCCCUCCUACAUCCAAAAAAUGCCCUCCGAAAGCAAAACAUACAUCCUAACCGGCGGUUUCUCGGGCAUCGGCCUGGCGAUCCUCACGCACCUCCUCACCCCAAAACACCCAGACACCCCACCACCCACAAUCCACGUCCUCGACCUCGCCUCCACGCCCCCAACCCUCCCCACCACCCUCCCAACCUCAACCGUCCACUUCCACCCAGACACCGACGUAACGUCGCGCGCAGGGAUUACCGCCCUAUUCGACCGGAUCCUCGCGCACUCCCCGCAGAUCGACGGCCUGAUCAACAGCGCGGGGAUCUGCCCGCCGCCAACAAUCGGCGGAAUUGAGAGCGACGAGGUCUUCGACCGGGUCCUGGAUGUGAAUCUGAGGGGAACAUGGAUCGUGGGGACGGAGUUUCUGAAGCACAUCCUGAAGCAGGAAGACGCGGACGCAGCGGCUGGAACACCCGGGGUUGCGGGCGGCAAAGGGGUUUGUGCGCGCGCCGCGAUCGUCAAUAUCGCGUCCACGGCGGCGAUCUCGCCCCCGCCGGGCAUGGUCGCGUACGCGACGAGUAAGUAUGCGGUGCUGGGGUUGACCAAGGCGUGGGCCAAGGAGUUUACGCCGCGGGGGGUGCGGGUGAAUUGUGUGGCGCCGGGGGGUACGCGCACGCCGUUGGUGGACUCGGCGUUGACGGAGGGGAUGAUCGAUGCGUAUGCGGAGAGCGCGCCGAUGGGCCGAUUGGCGGCGCCGGAGGAGAUUGCUAGUGUGGUGGGGUUUUUGUUGGAGGGUGGGGCUGGGUUUGUGAGUGGGCAGAUGGUAGUGGUCGAUGGGGGGUUUUAUUUGUGAGCUGAAGCUGGGGUUAUUGAUCCUUGAAAACAAGGAGGGGGGAAUUGGCUAUCCAGUCACUGCGUCAGAUUCGAGGAAAGAUAUGGGCUGAUCCUGUUGCUCUGGAUGCAAUACUGAACUACUUCGGUAGAGGUAUUGGUACAAACCCAGGCUGUCACCCUUCGGCCAAUCGGUGCACAUACAGCCAUAGAGCAAUCAAGCAACCCCUUAAUACGAUGUUGGAUGUGCACCAUAUUAAACACCAUGUUGCACCAUGGACCCGGUCCAUGGUUCUCGAAAAGCCAUUCCUGAUCCCUGGACGUUGCCGACCGUUCCUCUAUCAGGUCCACCCGAAGGUCUUCGGCCUCCUCUCUACUGAUCAGAUCAUCACCACCCAGG